CAGGCCAGGUAAGUCUUUCUGACUUGACCGAUGCGGUACUCUAGAGAACUCACACUAGGUUCUGUACCACUUUCCAGUUGGCCGUCCUGGCUGUCAUAUUGUCGCUCUCAUCAUCGGCCCUAGCAUCUCUAUGCCGCUGCAACGCCUUUGCAUUGCAUUCAAAUUUCUCUGGGUUACCCGGAGCAUCUCGCAUCUCUCUAUCAGUCUCGCCGACGCGCUAGCUUUGCAUCACAACAAGAAACGUAUUGCUACUGACAACUGGCAUGCAUUUAUGAACGUGGAGCGCACUUCUCAGACAAACACUGCACUGCGUGGAAAUAUUUCCUUGAAUAUGUGCAGGCUUUAUUCAUGUGCUCAGUGGUAUCAUGAUAUAGGUAUUGCGCUCGUGUCAGCGACGAACGAAUGAGUAUAUGCGACUCCUUCGAAUUCCACGAUGUCAGCGGUCUUUUAUAUUUAUUGCAGCGACGGCAAAUGCGGAAACUAUGCAACCGCAGGCAGUGAUGAUCCAGCCAUCA
Messenger RNA from Suillus bovinus, 515 nucleotides. RefSeq lists its product as uncharacterized. The record is from RefSeq and is a predicted model, not a curated record. The transcript is spliced from 3 exons. Lineage: Eukaryota; Fungi; Basidiomycota; Agaricomycetes; Boletales; Suillaceae. Bases 131 to 406 code for a protein of 91 amino acids.